AUCGGAUACAUUUGUUUUUCAUGAAAACCACCUUGAACUCAGUUGAACAUGUUCUUACGAUUUUCAUUAUUUGGGUUUUACAUGCUCUUGGCUCUCAAUUUUGAAAGUUUCAUGAACUUUGGGAUUUAGAUAUACUUGUGUUUUAGUGAAGAAUAUUUUCAUCCUACAAGUAAGAACGCCAUUAACUCGGGACAAUAACAGUGAAUACCAUGACUGAAAAACAUACAAUCUACUUUGCCGGAAGAAUCACUGGAGGGAGAAAGUAUGCUGAUUUGUAUCUACGAAUUGUUGAGCAGUUAAAGACAUACGGCAAGGUUUUGACGGAACAUGUGGCAAACCCAACAGUUGAAGCCGAUGAAGACAACGCGGGAUUAACUGACGUUUUUAUACAUGAUAGGGACAUGGACUGGCUAUAUGAAUGUGACGUCAUUGUUGCUGAAGUAACACAGAAGUCUUUAGGAGUGGGAUACGAGAUUGGAAGAGCGGUUGCUCUCAACAAACAUGUUAUUUGUCUGUUCCGUUCUGAUUCUGAAGAAAGGUUAUCACCGAUGGUCGCAGGAGCUGUUGGAGAAAAAUUCUUCGUAUACAACUAUAAAGAAGAUCAAUUGCCUGAAAUUUUUGCAAAGCAUUUGAAAUGAGUUUAUUCACAUCUUAAAAUUUACGAAAAAAAAGCUCUUUGAAAUUGCUGUGUAGUUUUUUUCAUAAAGUUAAAUACAGAGUUCUAAGUUUUUUUUUAAACGAAGAUGCAUGUGAAGUUGUUCAAUGUUUUUUAAAAAAUUGGAGUUUUCCUUGUGACAAAACAUAUCUCUCUUUGUUCAAUUUCGAACGUUUCGUAAUGAACAAUUUCCACUUCUCAAAAACCGCUGAGCAAAACAUGAUGUGGUAAUCUUUUAUAGUUUUAUGAACAAGUUUUGUAAAGGUUAUAAUAAUUCAUUGUUUAAUUUAAAAUUUGAUUGUU
Molecule: messenger RNA, 958 nt
Organism: Magallana angulata
Lineage: Eukaryota; Metazoa; Mollusca; Bivalvia; Ostreida; Ostreidae
Product: putative 2'-deoxynucleoside 5'-phosphate N-hydrolase 1
Exons: 5
Coding region: 210-638 (142 amino acids)
Biological process (GO): deoxyribonucleoside monophosphate catabolic process
Cellular component (GO): nucleus
Molecular function (GO): 5-hydroxymethyl-dUMP N-hydrolase activity
Source: RefSeq, a predicted model, not a curated record